Molecule: messenger RNA, 991 nt
Organism: Sorghum bicolor (sorghum)
Lineage: Eukaryota; Viridiplantae; Streptophyta; Magnoliopsida; Poales; Poaceae
Exons: 4
Coding region: 16-588 (190 amino acids)
Biological process (GO): photosynthesis
Cellular component (GO): photosystem I
Source: RefSeq, a predicted model, not a curated record
CAAUGCAAUACGUGGAUGCGGUUUUCAGCAGAUGUCCAUCAAGCACUGAAGACGGUCUCUCCGGCUGACGGUCUGUCUCUGUCAGCAUCCAGAAAAACCUGUGGCCUUGGUUCCUCUCAGGACUUCCACAUAUCAAGGCAGCAGCAGCAGCUAGCACUAGCAAGCAAUCUACUACAGUCCAGCAGCACCAUCCAAUUAGCUCAUCAUCCCCAAGCGAAACCGAUGGAUCCAAUCACGAGGCCAGUAGCUUCAUCAUCGUUUCAUCGGUCAGCCGCGAAGCAUCUCCAUCGAGCCGUCACCUCGGCUCAGAGGAAUGGAGUUAGCAGGAGGUGCCUUCUGACGCUGCUGACAUCCACCGCAGCCAUACCUCCAGGCGGCAGUGAAUCCAGGAAGGCUCUACUGCAAGAGUAUCUGAAGAAAUCAGAGGAGAACAAAGAGAAGAAUGACAAGGAGAGGCUGGAUGACUACUACAAGAGGAAUUACAAGGACUACUUCGGGCUCAUCGAGGGCCCGGCCAGAGAGAAGAAAGAAGAGGAGCGCACGGAGUCAGAGAAACGGAUCCUCGAGUGGCUUGACAAGAACAAGUAGUCUAUGAGCGGGAUCGAAUGAUCGAUCAUGGAGGGCCGCAAGGGGUGAAAUUCUCACGGGAUUCUUCAUCAUGUUCUCGCUUUAGGCCUUGUUUGGAUGUAGUUGGAUUCGCAUCAAUCCAUAUGUGUUGGGUGGAUUGCAGUGAAACUUGAACUAAAUUUCACCCCAAUUCACUUCAAAGAUUGAGAUAAAUCCGACAACAUCCAAAUAAGACCUUAGCUUUGGCUGAGCAUCGUGUUUGUGUUUCAGUUACAGCCAGCGAGUGAGCGAGCAAACAUGUUUAGAAAUUUUUAAAUAUAUAAUGUCCGACUCUCUGUGCACAAAUAGAAAACAAAACAGAACUAGAAGAUUCACCGAUUGCUGUUGCCUAGUCUGCAAUGCAUAGUCUGAUAUGAAUACUUCU